AUUUUGUAAUUAUUGUAUCGGAACAGAACAAAACCAUUAGUUAAGUUCAACUCAACUGGUGACAUUGACUGAUUUUGAGAAUUUCGCGGGCAUCAACAAAUCGCAAAAAAAUGAAAUCUAUUAAGUCUCUUCACUCGGUCACAACCCUAGGAUUCUUAUCUCUUUGUUUGGCUAGCAUGACCAUGGCCAGCGGAACUUUCUAUUACUUUGCUUAUGGUAGUAAUUUACUGGCGAAACGAAUUCACAUUCAGAACCCAAGUGCAGUACGAAAAGGCUUCGGAUACCUAAAGGAUUAUAGUUUGGACUUUUUCCAUUACGCUGCUCGAUGGCGAGGAGCUCCAGCAACAAUCGUUGAACAGGAAGGGGAGAAGGUUUGGGGGGCCAUAUGGGAGAUAGAUAAUAGCAAUUUAGCUGAUUUAGAUCGCCAGGAAGGGGUUCAUAAUAGCGUUUACAAAGCUUUAACGCUUCCCGUUGAAUUGCCUAGUGGUACUACAAUGGACUGCCGUGUUUAUCAGUUGGUUCGCAACCCGUGUUGUUUAGCACCAGACGCGGAAGACAGACCCUACGAAAGGCAGCCUUCAAAAACAUACAUGAAUAUUAUUGUCAACGGUGCGAAAGAAACCGGGCUUCCAGAUGAUUACAUCACGUUAUUGAAGAGAAUUAAACACAACGGGAAUACUGGAGAUCCUCAGCUUUCUCUGGAGUUAGAAAAACCCAUAGAAGAUUUGUGAGUAACAGGAAAAGUAAGGUGUUUUUUUAAUGUUUAACUUCACGUUCCUACUGCGUACGAUUGUUGAUUUUGCAUCUUGUUGUAUUUACAUUUUGCUGGUUUAUAUUUCAGAUCAAGUUAAAUUCAUUACGUCUGAACAAGCUGAUCUUUAAAAUGUAUUUUUAUUAACAUGCUGCUCUUAACAACUAAGCGGAGCUUAUCUGAUGGUCUUUAUGACUGGUUAAUAUUUAUGGUUUAUUUUUGAAAUCGUUGAGUCAGAGUUCUUUAUCAAAAUGUGAAGCAAACAGUGUUGAUGUAAUGUUUAUCAAAGAAUAAUAGCUUCUUUUUUGCGCUACAAUGGACUUAUAUAUUUAACUUUUUAAAGCAGACACGAAUGACCAAAGGUGUAGAUAAUGCAAAAACUUUAAAAAUAAAAUAAUUACAAAUGAUCCAACCAA
This is a messenger RNA of Anopheles funestus (African malaria mosquito), 1167 nucleotides long. Its product is annotated as gamma-glutamylcyclotransferase-like. Lineage: Eukaryota; Metazoa; Arthropoda; Insecta; Diptera; Culicidae. The transcript has 4 exons. Gene Ontology annotation, molecular function: gamma-glutamylcyclotransferase activity. The record is from RefSeq and is a predicted model, not a curated record. Bases 111 to 731 code for a protein of 206 amino acids.